UUCAAAAUGGCAGCCUCCAUCAAAAAACAGAUGUGGAGAAAAUUCAAGAGAAAUUUCAAACCUUCAGCUUUAUUUCGCUUUUUGUUUGAUCCUAAUCUUUGCAUUCCUGUUAUGGUGUUGCUGUUUAUUGCAGAAUUCUGUGUCUCAAUCUUCGUCAUCAAGAAAAUCAAAUACACAGAGAUAGACUGGGUGGCUUAUAUGCAGGAAGUAGAAGGUUUUAUCAAUGGUACAUAUGAUUAUAUGCAGCUGAAAGGGGACACUGGACCACUAGUUUAUCCAGCUGGCUUUGUGUACAUUUUCUCAGGCCUGUACUACCUGACAGAUUAUGGGAAAGAUUUACAGAUGGCACAGUAUAUAUUUGCAGGGCUUUAUCUUACAUCUCUACUGGUUGUAUUUGACAUAUACAGGCGUGUGAAAAAGGUUCCACCUUUUGUCUUCUUCUUCAUGUGUUGUGCCUCAUAUAGAAUCCAUUCUAUCUUCAUACUGAGAAUGUUUAAUGACCCAGUUGCCAUGUUGUUUCUAUAUAUAGCAAUAGAUCUGUUCCUUGCAGACAGGUGGUCACUAGGAUGUCUAAUGUUCAGUUUUGGUGUGUCAGUGAAGAUGAAUAUCCUUCUGUUUGCCCCAGCUCUGCUGUUUCUACUACUGGUGACUCAGGGAAUCAUUAGAACUGUAAAAAAUCUAACCAUUUGUGCUAUACCACAGGUUGUUUUAGCAAUUCCAUUUUUGCUGGAGAAUCCAUGGGGCUACAUUAAAAUGUCUUUCAAUUUAGGACGCCAGUUUUUCUACAAAUGGACAGUAAAUUGGAGACUGUUACCGGAGGAUAUUUUUCUCAACAGAACCUUUCAGAUGUCCUUGUUACUGGGUCAUAUAGCAGUUUUACUUGCAUUUGUAUUUAUUAAAUGGAGAAGGUAUUUACCAAAGAUUGAUGUUACAAGUUUCAAGAAGCCAAAUAUUCAACUAUCUCCAGAUCAGAUAUUGCUGCCAUUAUUUACAGCCAAUUUUAUAGGAAUGUGUUUCAGUAGAUCCUUACAUUACCAAUUUUAUGUCUGGUAUUUCCAUAGUCUACAUUACCUGCUGUGGUCUACAAAUCUACCUGUUGUCAUAAGAAUACUGUUGCUGGGAAUCAUAGAGUUGUGCUGGAACACAUAUCCAUCUACAGAAUUGAGCAGUUCUAUGCUACACCUGUGUCACCUGGUGACACUAAUAGGCCUGUGGCUCUCUCCAGCUUACACAACACCAAAGAAGGCAACUACAGUGCAGAAAGUAGACUGAACACUGUGAAAAUGAUUUACACACCUACCUGUGGUUCUUAGACUUAAGAUUUUAAAAAAAAAGGCCAGAAGUGAGAAGAUAUUCACUUCCAGAAAGUUCUUUAGUUCAUUAAGGCUUGAAAGAUAGUUGGAAAUGAAAUGUGUAAAAUGCUGACAUCCAAGAGAGUUCUGUGGAAUAUUCUGCAGAAUCUAUGGAAUUGGUUAUAUGGCAGACGUGCAAGUUAUUACAGCAUUACUGCAACAAAAUAUACAAACUGGCUACCGGUAUUUAUUUAUAGUUAAUAAAAACGGGUUGUGUAUAAGAUAUUAAUACUAUCAAUUUAUGCAGGAAACAGAGGUUUUUUUACGAUGGUGUGAACAGUAUUGUUGUGCUGUGGCUGUGCAUUUUAAAUCAUAAAACGAAGUGCAAUAGUAAUCAAAUAGUGUUUAUGUGCAUGUGUGUUACUUUAACCUUUAACCUGCUAAAUUUCUAAAAUGGGCUGGUCUAUCACUCAAUUUAGGCAAUACCAUUUAUUAUUUGAAGGGGUGUUUACUGAAAAUUUACUGACUGAAUAGCGAACAGUGCAGACCAUGAUUAGCCUGCACGGAUAUUCAGGCUAACCUUGGUCUGCACUGGUCGCAAAGGCAGAAUAACUCGCCGCCAGCAGGCUUAAGGUUAAACAAGGUAUAAUAGAUAAUGUGUUCAUAUUUGAAGGAGUGAAUCUAGUUUUAGCUUUAAGCAGAGCUGUGUCCAUUAUGGAAUGUGCCAAAUUAGUUGAAGAAGUAUGACAAACUGUGUUUCAGUCUACUCUAAGAUGAGGUGACUUCAUUAAAAUGGCCAUUUUCCAGAUUUGCUUUAAUCUGUGUAUUUAUUCUUUACUGUAAAGUCUGAUAUUUUUGUGAGACUAAAUGUUUGCAAUAUU
Mercenaria mercenaria is the source of this 2173-nucleotide messenger RNA. Its product is annotated as dol-P-Man:Man(5)GlcNAc(2)-PP-Dol alpha-1,3-mannosyltransferase-like. Gene Ontology annotation, molecular function: dol-P-Man:Man(5)GlcNAc(2)-PP-Dol alpha-1,3-mannosyltransferase activity. Bases 7 to 1272 code for a protein of 421 amino acids. The record is from RefSeq and is a predicted model, not a curated record. Gene Ontology annotation, cellular component: endoplasmic reticulum. NCBI's taxonomy places the organism in Eukaryota, Metazoa, Mollusca, Bivalvia, Venerida, Veneridae. The transcript has 9 exons.